AUGGAAUAUUACAAUUAUAUUAGACAAAUAGACAGUUUUAUACCAAAUCAUUACAUCGACAUUCCACCCGGCUAUGAAAUGGCAUCAUCACGGCAGAAUGGAUUGACAAAAAAUGUUCGUAUACAAACAGCAUUAACAGCAGCAGAUCUUAAUAAUGAAACAACUCACUUUCGAGAACAUACGAAAAGCAAAAAUAUUCGCGUACAAACCAUGUUAACAGCAGCUGAACUUAAUGAUCAGUCCGAUGAUUUUCGACAAUAUUCACGAAACAACGGUCUGUCUGUUUCAUCCAAUACCGUAUCGCAUCAAAUGGAUCAACAAAAUCAAACAACAGAAGCUAUUGAUUCCGAACCAUUCGAUGAUAUAAAUUUGAGCCUAAAUCAGCAAAUUCUGGACACAAAUAAUGAUAAUAUCAAAAAAGAAAACGUUCUCGAAAAUAAUCAUGUUCAUGAUGAAAGUGAAUUCAUCAAUCCUAUUGAAGGAUAUGCUGAUGAACCACUUUUAUCACUUGUUGAUGCCUGCGAACCAUUGACUGAUGUGCUACAUAAUCUCUCAUUCUAUGUCGAAUUAGCAUUGAAUGAAACACCCCGCGAACCACCCGACCGACUAUCAGUUGACGAAAGUGCUGCCAUUCGUCUCUACACAAUCGAAUGGGACAAACCACACCGAAGUCUUUAUUCAAUGGUGAAUUAUCAUUUGAAAAAUAUAGAUCGCGAGAAACUCUUACCAUACUUCAGAUAUCUCAAACUAUUUAUAACUGCUCUCGUCAAACUGCCAUGUGUUCCACCAUUGACAGUAUGGCGAGGUGUGACCAAGAACUUGAGUGAUGACUUUCCCCCAGGCACACGAGUGACAUGGUGGGCAUUCUCAUCGACUACGUCAGAGAUGACUGUACUCGAAAAUAACAUGUAUCUGGGUAGUGAAGGUGAUCGAACACUCUUCUCAGUCGAAGCAAUCAAUGGUCGAACAAUCAAAGCUCAUUCACAUUUUGUCACUGAAGAUGAGAUCUUGCUUUUACCUGGUACUCAUAUGAUUGUUCAAUCACAGCUUUCUCCAGCCGCUCAACUUCACAUCAUUCAUUUGAAACAAGUCAAACCAGAAGAAAAACUUCUUGAACUACCGUUUCCAGGUGCACAUGUUUACCCCAAAACACAUUUGUUGACUACUUUGAUAAUCGUAGGUGUUGUCGUUGGUGUGAUUUUUGGUACAAAAUCAAAUUUGAAACGAACAACUCUUCGAUGCACAAGUCUAUUUGGUGCAGCUAAUGAAUUCAGUACUCAACAUACUCCAACUUCUGUAGUGGUCGGUUACUUUAGAAAUAGCAGUCAAGCUGAUGUGAUUGUUUCUAGUAGCAAAGAUAAUAAUGUUGGUGUCCUACUGAAUAAUGGAAAUGGAAUUUUGAAAGUUAUCAUAGGUGAAACCGAUACUAAUCCAGUAGCAAUGGCAUCGGGUGACUUUAAUAACGACACAUAUGUGGACUUAGUAGUCGUAGAUCGAGGUGCCAAUACUGUUCGUAUGCUGCUCAAUGAUGGACAAGGUGCACUGAACAUUUUAAACGACUAUGACGUUGGUGAUACUCCAAUAUUUAUCAAAGCAGCAGAUUUUAACUAUGACAAAAUCUUAGAUGUCCUAGUCAUUAAUCAAUAUGAUACCUUCGCUAGAAUAUUGUUUGGCAAAGGAGAUGGAACAUUUUCCAGUAUGAAAAAUUUGGACAUUGAUCUUGUUGCCUCGUCAGUAGUAGUAGCUGAUUUUAAUAAAGAUAACAUAUUGGAUUUAGCAUUUAGUAAUAUCAAUGAUAAUUGUAUUUCCGUUUUAAUUGGUUCUACAAAUGGAAGUUUUCAAGAUACAGUGAAAUAUAAUGUUGGAUAUUCACCAUCGUUGCUGAUAACCGGUGAUUUUGAUAGUGACACUAUAGUGGAUCUGGCAAUCGCUGGUCAAGGUGAUAGUUCUGUUUAUAUAUUAUUUGGUCAAGGGGAUGGAGUCUUCCAUAAUCUAAUUCAAACUUCUACUAUUUAUUAUCCAUCUUGCUUCGAGUUAUAA
Molecule: messenger RNA, 2040 nt
Organism: Adineta ricciae
Lineage: Eukaryota; Metazoa; Rotifera; Eurotatoria; Adinetida; Adinetidae
Source: the annotation of a GenBank genome assembly